AUGAUUGACUCGCUCUUCACAAUUAUCUUAAGUUACAAAAGAUAUAGCCAGGAAUCGGUGAGUUCCUCUGACAACACACUUAGUUGGCAUGGCCCUGGAACUGCCUUUAUGGCCUCACCUGUCCUGAACUUGCCCCUUGCUUUUGCUGCUCCAUCUGUUAGCCAAGUAAUCUUUGCCGCCAGCUCUCCUCUGCUUUUCAGUGACAAUGACCUUUGUGAGGGCAGUCAGCAGUUACAGGCCAGCACAGACUCGGAGGAGAGGUCCACUGUGGACUACUUUAGGUGUGCAACUACCGAUGACGACAGACAGGUUGUCUGGUUUUCUCCUCUUGAUGACCUAUCUUCAUCAAUAUCAAAUCGGCCUGUGUCUGACUCCUGGCAGUAUUCCCGCCAGCUGUUUGAAGGGAAAGCAGAACUCGUUUACCUACUUAACAUUGCAGUGAAGGAGCAGUGUAAUUACAGCUGCUUAUCCUACUCCAGUGGAUGUAAUGGUGGAGCUAUAAUUACACUGCUCCUCAGCUGCAGUGUCGACAUCGAGCAGGAAAUAUAUGCAUUUAUUCAUACAACGACUGAAUUUAAAUAUCUGGAUAAAAUGAGAUGUUUUCGAAAACGCUCAGCAUUACCAGUCCUUGGGGUUCUAAUCUUUUGCCUGCUGUUCAUGAACUUGUACAUUGAGGAUGAGUAUGUUGUGGAAGAAGAUAAAAGACUUAGAUAUGUUUCUACUCACCCAUUAAACUCAGAUUCAUAUGGCAAUACAGUCAGGGAGUUCUCUAACUUCUCGACAUCCAUAAAUGUUACCUAUCAGAUAUUAGCUGGCAUACCAAUAGCAAGAAAACGUUUUCUAACAAUUGGCCUAUCAUCUGUGAAAAGGAAAAAAGGAAAUUAUUUGCUUGAAACUAUCAAGUCUGUAUUUGAACAGUCAAGCUAUGAAGAACUGAAGGAGAUAGCUGUAGUUGUUCAUUUAGCAGAUUUUGACCUAGCCUGGUGUGAAAGCAUUGUACAAGAUAUAUCAAGAAAAUUCUCACAUCAUAUUAUUGCAGGAAGACUGGCAAUUAUUCAUACUCCUGUACAGUACUAUCCUGUAUUAGAAGGCUUGAAAAGAAAUUAUAAUGAUCCUGAUGCCCGGGUGAAAUUUAGAUCUAAACAAAAUGUUGACUAUGCUUUCCUACUAAAUUUUUGUGCUAAUCUGUCAGAUUAUUAUUUAAUGCUUGAAGAUGAUGUUAGAUGUGCCAAGAAUUUCUUGACAACAAUUAAAAAGGUAAUAAAUUCCAGGAAAGGAUCAAAUUGGGUAACCUUGGAGUUUUCAAAACUAGGAUAUAUCGGCAAAUUAUAUAAUACCCAUGAUCUACCACGACUGGCUCAUUUUCUACUUAUGUUCUACCAGGAAAUGCCUUGUGAUUGGCUGCUGAUACAUUUUAGAGGCCUGUUAGCCCAAAAAGAAGCAAUUCGAUUUAAGCCAUCUAUUUUUCAGCAUAUGGGAUAUUAUUCUUCCUACAAAGGUGCUGAGAACAAACUGAAAGAUGAUGACUUUGAAGAAGAUUCACUUGAUAUACCUGAUAACCCAUCGGCAAUUCUCAGCACAAAUAUGAACACAUUUGAAAAUUAUGAAGUUAAUAGGGCUUAUAGUAGUGCUGAAGAAUAUUUCUGGGCCAAGCCUACUUCUAGCGGAGACUUUUAUCACAUUGUCUUUGAGAAACCUAUAAAAAUAAGCAAAAUCAAAGUCAGCACAGGAACAGAAGAUCGCCAAAAUGAUGUUCUACACCAUGGUACCCUGGAGGUUGGAGAAAGAUUGGUUGGGACUAAGAAGAACAAAAAAUGUACAACUUAUCUUAGGUUAGGUGAUUUCAUAAAUGGGAACUUUGAAAUGGACAAUAUAGACCGCAAAGUUCUUUUUAAUAUUGACUGCAUUCGAAUUUUAGUGACUAAGAAUCAAAAUGAAUGGCUAAUUAUUAAAAGCAUAAGUGUCUGGACUACUGAGACACUGAGCCAAUGA
This is a messenger RNA of Bufo bufo (common toad), 1992 nucleotides long. It is a transcript of the gene MGAT4C, whose product is annotated as MGAT4 family member C. Lineage: Eukaryota; Metazoa; Chordata; Amphibia; Anura; Bufonidae. Bases 1 to 1992 code for a protein of 663 amino acids. Gene Ontology annotation, molecular function: acetylglucosaminyltransferase activity. Gene Ontology annotation, biological process: protein N-linked glycosylation. The record is from RefSeq and is a predicted model, not a curated record. The transcript is spliced from 5 exons.